AUGUAAGAUAAAGCAGAAAUUAUGAUUAAAAAUACAAACAUAAACUACAUAACAACUAUUAAGAAUGAAAGAUUUCGUUAAUUGUAGAAAGAUGAGUAAUAUAACAAUAUUUUUAUUAAUAGCUAGAUGAGAUAAUUUUGCUCAAUCUAUUUUCUUUGA
This is a messenger RNA of Tetrahymena thermophila SB210, 159 nucleotides long. RefSeq lists its product as hypothetical. Lineage: Eukaryota; Ciliophora; Oligohymenophorea; Hymenostomatida; Tetrahymenidae. The record is from RefSeq and is a predicted model, not a curated record. The transcript has a single exon.